This is a messenger RNA of Arabis nemorensis, 711 nucleotides long. Lineage: Eukaryota; Viridiplantae; Streptophyta; Magnoliopsida; Brassicales; Brassicaceae. The record is from the annotation of a GenBank genome assembly.
AUGGCGAGGAUAAAACCUCAGGCUCUUCUUAAUCAAAGCAAGAAGAAGAAGGGUCCGAGUCGAAUAAGUAUUUCGACAAUUAUCGUGUGUAAUCUUGUAGUUGCUGUAGUCAUACUAUCGUUGGUCACAACUUAUCGUCAUUGGUCCCAAAGGUCAAGAAACAAAAUUGAACCUGAAACUCAGAGUCAGAGAUUUGAGGACACAAAUGCUGCAUCGGAGCAAAAGAGUUUCGAUCUUCCUGGUUAUGCUGAUAUAACCACAUCAAAAGGACUUAUAACUGUGGAACUCUUCAAAGAAGGUUCACCCGAAGCUGUGGACAAGUUUCUAGAUCUAUGUCAAAAAGAUCACUUCAAGGGAAUGCCGUUUCAUCGGGUUAUAAAAAACUACUUGGUACAAGCUGGUCACUCGCAGAGCUCUAUACCUGUAGAUGAAUGGACAUCUAAAGGAAAGCUCCGUGGUCGCCUUCAUACAAGCCCGAAGCACGAGGCAUUCAUGUUGGGGACACCAAAAACCAAAGGGAACGACAAGGAUUUUGAGCUUCUGAUCACAACGGCGCCAAUCCCGGAUCUGAAUGAUCAGCUUAUAGUGUUUGGAAGAGUCCUGAAGGGAGAGGAUGUAGUACAGGAGAUUGAGGAAGUGGAUACAGAUGAGCAUUACCAACCGAAAUCGCCGAUAGGGAUCGUUAGUGUUAUACUGAAACGAGAGAUAUGA